AAGUCCGCUCACUCUUUGGCGAUUCAAACUUCUACUUAUGUACACCGCUUCUAUCCAGAUUGUGAUAGCAAUCAUGGCAAUGGUAUCACAGGGAAGGUUGCUUGGUAGUACUUCAGUAACAGCGUUUCUUCCAAUAGGUCCGUGCCGUUCAUUCGGCCCCUCGACAUGCUUUGCUGCUCAUAAUAUUCUCGCCGCCCUAUCUCUGUACGUAGAAGUAUUGAUCAUCCACACAAUGUAUUACCGAUAUCGAAUGAUGCAACCCAUUGGAAUAUCAACUGGAAGGCUACCAAUUGGUCUCAUCACCGCUGCUGUGUUACCAGUAGUCGUGCUUGUGAGUUCUUGCUUGACAAGAGAAAA
Messenger RNA from Ostertagia ostertagi, 357 nucleotides. The record is from the annotation of a GenBank genome assembly. Lineage: Eukaryota; Metazoa; Nematoda; Chromadorea; Rhabditida; Trichostrongylidae.